AAAAAAAAAAAAAGGUAAAACCGAACCUCCUAGAGGAAAAAAAUCAAAACAACAAUCCCAAAAUCGAAAAUCAAAAUUCCAAAUAAAAUUUCACAAACCCUAGAAAUGAAAAAUCCCCAAAUCUGAAUGGAAUCUUCAUCCCUAACCCGAUUCCUGCCCUUCGGAUCCUCCACUCGUUUCCGUUACCGUAUCUUCUGUUUCUCCCUCUUCUUCGCCGGUGGCUGACCGGGACCCGACCCAAAUCUCGCCAGUCCUUUUCGUUUUUGUGUUUUUUUGGUAGUUUAUGUUUAGAGAAAGUAGUGUUUUUUAGGGCAAGAGAGUCUGCGCGUUUGUAAUGAUGGGGAGUUCGGGGGGAUCGGGAGGUGAAGGAGGAAGCGGAGGGGAGUGCGGAGUCGGAUCAAUUGUGUGGGUUCGACGGAGAAACGGGUCGUGGUGGCCCGGGAAGAUUCUCGGACCUGAAGAGCUCAACGCCACUCAUCUCACUUCACCGCGAUCGGGCACCCCCGUUAAGCUGCUUGGACGAGAUGAUGCUAGUGUGGAUUGGUACAAUUUGGAGAAAUCUAAACGUGUCAAGGCAUUUCGAUGUGGUGAAUUUGCUGAUUGUAUUGAAAGGGCUGAAGCCUGCCGGGGCAUACCUGCCAGGAAAAGAGAGAAAUAUGCACGUCGUGAAGAUGCUAUUCUUCAUGCACUUGAUCUGGAGAAGGAGUUGCUGAGGAAACAAGGAAAAUUAGAUUCAACUUUGGAUCAUGUAAGAAGUAAAUCAUCUGGUUCUUUGAAAAAGAAUAUAGUUACACCUUCAGGAGCUUCAGAUGGUCAUGGUGGAAAAUCUGGGAAUUCCAAAUCAAAUCAAAGUUCGAAGAUAAUUGAAACAUCUCCCAAGGAUGAGGCUACAGACACAUCUUUAAAUUUGCAAAAAGCCAAAGAUGAAAGUCAACCGAGCUUCGAGGAUGAGCAUUCUGAAGUCACACCUAGGAUGAGAGGUUUGCAGGACUUGGGGCUUAGAAUUGUGGCACCAAAGCGGAAGCUUUCUUCUCCUGAUGCUUCAGAUGGUCCAGAGAAACCUACAGUUGACAAUAAUUUGCAGACCUCUUCUACUGGCGACCCUAGCACAGGAAGAAUUAACCUUGCAAAUGGAGGGGCACAAAUGGGAGGUACUUUCCGGUCAAAGAGGAGUAAAUGUGCUUACUUGCCAUCUGAUUCUAAUGACACCUUGGAUUGUAAAGAAAUUACUCCUAGCCAGACUGAGAUGUCAACUUUGCCGGUUGAAGAUAGUGAAUGUGGUCCUCGUAUUCAUGUUGAAGAAAACUCUUCAGGGUUUGUGGAAGAUGAUGAAUCUCAUUCUUCUGAGUCAGAGUCAGAGUCAGAGUCUGAGUCAGAGGCUGAUUCAUCUGAGACUGAACCUGAUAUUGAUAAAGAGAUGACUAUACUUUCAGGUGCUGCUGAACCUCGGAAAGUUGAAUAUAGAUCUCCAACUCUAGGAGAACAGGAACAUGCAAGUGUGAGCAGUGAAGAGCAUGAUCACUCAGCACUAUCUGGUGAUAUAUCUCACGUCCAUCCUCAAAAUCCUUUUUCUGCUAAUGAAGCAGUUUCUAAGUGGCAGUUGAAAGGCAAAAGAAAUAUCCGCAAUAUUACUAAAAGUUUGGCAGAGGCAGCUGACAGAAGAGAUUUUAAUGGAUCCGCUUGCAGAACUUAUCGGGAAGAAAAGAUUGCUGCUUUCACCCCCAGAGCAUUGGGGGGAAGUAUGAAUUUCCGGAGAAAGGAUUAUUUCAGUGACCCCCUUGAUGAGGUGGAUUUUGAUGAUAGGGAUUUCUUUUCCCCUAUGGUGGGGUUGGAUGGAGGAUAUGGAAAUUUGCCCAGGGCUGCAUCAAGAGGUCAAAAUAAUUUCAGCCGUAAUAUCCUUGAUUGGGAUGACAUGGCAUGGGAAGAUCAGCCCACCUUCAGAGGACACUGUGGGCGCCAUGUGGAGCAUUUUAGUCCGAGAUUUUUUGGCCGUUACGGUUUUGUUGGCAGGCCACGAACUAUGUUGGUUGAUGUAGAUCUGAAGGUCCAAGCAAGCUAUCCAAAAGAGCGUGUUCCGUUAGUUUCUCUGUUGAGCAAAUUAAAUGGGAAGGCAAUAAUUGGGCACGCACUCCAAAUUGACAAACUAGAAGAUGGUUCAUCUGAUUGUCUUAUUCCUGCAAAUGAAUAUUAUGGCAGCGAAGCAAUUGAUCAUGAUAGAACACUUUCACCAGCUUGGAGGACUGCAAGGAGGACUAAUCUUCGGGUCCCACGAUCUCACUUAUCAUCAUCACCCAAUGGUGACAUGGCUGCUGAAACCCAUUCUUUUUUUGAUGAUGACAGAAGAGUGUUCAAGAAACAAAAUAUAGGAAAUUUUAAUCAUAAGGAAAGUUUGGUUAAGAAGAGCCAGUCACACAGUCCCCAGUCUGCCAUGGAUAAAAAGUUUCCUAAAAAGCAGCCAAAGAAAGUUAGCUUAUCCGCUAGCCAAAAAACAAGAACUUUGUCAUCAAUUGCUAUUGACCAGAGUCUCAGUUCUAGGACCUUAUUUGAUACGAAAAUUAGUCAAAUGAAUGGAUUGCUCAAACCGGCGUCAUCUGGGCCGACAACAGUAGCUUGCAUACCAGUGAAAUUAGUAUUCAGUAGGUUACUCGAGAAGAUCAAUAGGCCACCGUCAAGAGUAUCUAGUAAAGCGGUUCAGUCAACUAGUGGUGCAGAAAGGAAUCCAUCAUAGAUUACAUGUACAUUAUUAUAUGGGAAAACACUAAUACAUCCUGUGCAACAUUUCUUGCUGAUUUCCUCUUUCUGACAAAGGCAAGCUGUAUACAUUGUUGGCAACACGGUGUGUAGAUUCGUCAUGAAUAAUCAGAUAAAGCAGGUAAUUUGGAAGAAACUACUAUAUAUACUGAAUAUGUUGGAUGAUGAGGUUGUUUAGACUUUAUCAUUAGUAGCAAAAAUUCGUUGGUUGGAAGAAGAAAAGUAGCUUUAUCUAGGCAGGAACAGAAUAAUUAGAAAUUAUAGUGGUUAAAAUUAGAUAGUUCUGAAACCAUAUAGAUGAUUGUAUAUUUAUUUUUCAUAACAAGCCUAUUUAUUUUUCAAACUUCUUUUUCUCUUUUUUAUUAAUUAGCUUAGAUAUAAAGCAGCUUGUGAAGUGACUCUCUGCUACCACUUAACAUUGUGAGACAGAUUCUUACUAUCUUGAAUGCCAUGAGAUCUAAAUAGCAGAAACCUGAAAUGUUUAUGAUUCA
This is a messenger RNA of Mangifera indica (mango), 3242 nucleotides long. RefSeq lists its product as uncharacterized. The transcript is spliced from 4 exons. The coding region runs from base 335 to 2728 and encodes 797 amino acids. The record is from RefSeq and is a predicted model, not a curated record. Lineage: Eukaryota; Viridiplantae; Streptophyta; Magnoliopsida; Sapindales; Anacardiaceae.